Microdochium trichocladiopsis is the source of this 5339-nucleotide messenger RNA. RefSeq lists its product as uncharacterized. The coding region runs from base 155 to 5077 and encodes 1640 amino acids. The record is from RefSeq and is a predicted model, not a curated record. Lineage: Eukaryota; Fungi; Ascomycota; Sordariomycetes; Xylariales; Microdochiaceae. Gene Ontology annotation, molecular function: chromatin binding; ubiquitin-protein transferase activity. The transcript has 6 exons. Gene Ontology annotation, cellular component: Lid2 complex. Gene Ontology annotation, biological process: histone catabolic process.
AGAGCCUGACUAGCUGGCAUCGCAUCACAACGCGCAGGACACGCAUUGCCACAUCAGCCGUGAGCCACAUGGGUCCUCUCAUCUAACCCUCACAGCACUUCCUUGGUGGUCUCUCCUGGCAUCUUUUUGCCAGCCACCAUCAAAGUUCUUCAUCAUGCCGCUCAAAUCUCAGUCAAACGGCAUGUCUGAGGAUCUGGCCGCGUCGUCGGCAGCCAAGGAUUCGCCCGACCCUGGUGUCACGCAACCUCCAUCUCACGCCUCUAGCCCUGGCGCUGCAUCACAGGCCCCAACUGCUCAUGAUGCGUCCAAAGAUCUAGAUGCCCUGUCCGGACCGUCGCCAUAUGGCACACGAUCACGCAACAGAGGCCAGGCUCGUCCCAAUUAUGCCGAGGACAGCAUGGAUAUUGACAUGUAUGAUGCCGUAUCUGACAAGAAGGACGACGACUCAAAAAAGACCUCGCGCCAGGUCAGCAGUAGCGCGAGUGCAGUGCCAGAUGCACCACGCCCAACAGCCACCAGCACUCGGAAGAGUCUGCUCGGGGACGACAAGGCCAACGGCAGCCAGACACCAAGCGUCAACGGCUCAAGCACACCAAGCAAUGUGGCCACGCCUGCUGCGAGCGGCAACGUGAAGAAGCGCAAGGCUGCACAAUCCAAUGGCAACACCGCGCAAGCCUCAGCGCAAGGCGCGCCUAAUGCGACUGGUGGCAGCGCAAGCAGCAGGCGCGGUGGCGCACAGUCAUCAGUGCCAGCCAAGCCGACGGGGGGCUACCGAGAGAGCAACAUGCUCACGUUUGACGAUUGCGGUGGAAAAACCAAGCACGGGGUUCUUGUUGCGGACGAUGGAACCUCGAUCGCGCAGAAUGACCAUGUAUACCUUGUCUGCGAACCGCCCGGGGAGCCGUACUACCUUGGUCGCAUCAUGGAGUUCUUGCACGCGCAGAAUGACCGCACAAAACCCGUCGAGGCGCUGCGCAUCAACUGGUUCUACCGGCCCAAGGACAUUGGCAAGAAGGUCAACGACACUCGGCUGCUUUUCGCAUCGAUGCACUCAGACGUCAGCCCGCUCACGUCACUGCGUGGCAAGUGUCAGGUGCGGCACAAGGCGGAGAUCGCCAACCUCGACGAAUACCGGCAGACUCCCGACUGCUUCUGGUUCGAGAAGCUCUACGACCGGUACAUCCAGAAACACUACGAGGUGGUCCCGACGUUCCAGAUUGUCAACGUGCCCGAGAGGGUCAAAAAGGUGCUGGACGAGCGGUGGAAGUACAUCCUGGUGGAGCAGGGGAAGUCGAAAGAGUUUACCAGCGCCGCCAAAUUAUGCAAGAAGUGCGGCGGGUACUGUGCAAGGGACAACUCGGUUGACUGCGCCAACUGCAACAAAACAUAUCAUAUGCAAUGCGUGUCGCCUCCGCUGCUGAAAAAGCCGUCACGAGGUUUCGCCUGGUCAUGUGCUGCGUGCGCCCGAGCUCAGGAGCGCAAGCUGGAGGCGCGACACACUAACGGAUCACAUCCGGAUGUCGAAGAAGAAGAGCCGGUCGAUGAGGAGGAUGACGGUGCUGCGACAGGGAGGACCACCCCCGGCGACGCCGAAGACCUUCACCCGGCGGCAACGCCCGAACAGGUCUACCAGGCGAGCCUCUGGCAAUAUCGCUACUUGGGCACACAUUGUAAACCUGAGGAUGCACUCGACUAUGACGACCGCAUUUAUCCGCGUGCUGGCUCUCGCCUUGGUCCAAAGCACCAAGCGUACGUGCCGGUCUGGCCCGGCAGGCCGGUGCAACUGGUCAGGCCCCCAGACAACCGACGUGGUGGGAACAAGAACAAGCACAUUGCAAAGGACCUCGUCCCUUCUCUGGAGGAUCUAAACUUCAGCCGUGACAACCGUCCGAAAUGGGUGCAGGACGCACCAGCUGGGUACGUGGCGCGCGGAGAAGAUCUUCCAAAUGAUUACCCAAACAAUACUGCCAAGCUGCUUUGGAAGCCGCCGAGCGAGGUCGACUCAAUGAUUGAGGAUGAGGCCAUCGACAAGUUCAUGUCAGAUGCACAGUCCAAGAUCCCGGCCUUGGGUUUGCCGGAGCGGUCUACAAACCUCAUGGAUGUCGCGAGAGAUUUGUUGUUCGAGAAUGAUUUCGAUACAGCGGCAGCACUCAGGAAACUGCCCAAAGUGGACCGUGCAGAUUUUCGCGAGCCCGACCUCAGCUCAAAUGAGCUCAAAAAAUUCGAGGAAGCCGUUGGGAAGUUUGGCUCAGAACUCCUUUCCAUCACUCGAGCGACGAAACCCGUCAAGUACGGGAGAAUAGUGCGUUUCUACUACGUUUGGAAGAAAUCAGAGCGUGGCAAGCAGAUUUGGGGCAAUUAUCCCGGCCGCAAGGGCAAAAAGGAGGCGAAGAAAGCCGCAGUCACGGCCGAGAACAAGUUGCAGGACGACGUCGCUGACGACCGCGACGACUCCGCAUUUGACACCGACAAAGCAGUCAAGCACAGCAGAAACUUCAUGUGUCGCUUUUGCAAUACCAAGUCCUCGCGGCAAUGGCGCCGAGCGCCAAAUACCGGAUCAGCAGUCAUCAUCGAGAAUGGGACCAAGAGUAAGGACAAGGGCAUGCAGUACAUUGCCGCGCUUUGUCGUAGAUGUGCAGAACUGUGGCGAAGAUAUGCCAUCCAGUGGGAGGAUAUCGACGACUUAUCAAAGAGAGUCGCCGCUGCAGGCCCCAAAUCGUUCAAGAGGAAGAUCGAUGAGGACCUCCUCAAGGAGCUCUUGUCUGGUGAGGAACUCAUGAAUCUUACAGUUUAUGAUAGCACGACAGCAGUACCAGCACAGACCCGAUCUGCUCCUUCCUCUGUGGCUACCAACGGUACUGAAGCUCCACCUCGCAAGAAGCUCAAAACAACCAUCGAGCGUGACCCAUCCGAGAAACGCGACUCCGAGCCUAGCACGGGCCCCCAGAGAAAGAAGGACAAGGCUGUCGAAAAGCCAGCUCCGCCGCCUGCACCUGUGGUCCCCAAAGCCCGCAUCCUGCCAUGUGCUGUCUGUGGCGAGUUGGAUGGACCCGAGGACGCGAACUAUCUCUCGUGCAAAGAAUGCCGCCUGACAGUCCACAGAAGAUGUUAUGGCGUGACGGAGAACCGCGUUUCAACGAAAUGGACCUGCGACAUGUGCAUAAAUGACAAGAACCCGCAAGUCGCGAUCCAUUACAAAUGCGUGUUAUGUCCCGUUGAUGACACGGACUAUGAUGCUGUCCACGGGUCCAAGCUGACCGGCAAGAAGAAGAGCGAAAAGGAGAAGGACAAGGACCGAUCCGAGCGGGAAGCAGCCCAGAAGGCAGUCGACUACUGGCGUCAGAAACAACAGGACAUGGGUCGACCGAUUAAGCCGAGAGAACCACUCAAGAGGACAGCCGACAACAACUGGGUCCACGUCACCUGCGCAACUUUUACCCCCGAGGUCAAAUUUGGCAAUGCUCGAGCUCUCGGGCCUUCGGAAGGUAUCCCAUCAAUCCCUCGCGCCAAGUAUGAGGAGAUUUGCAAAAUCUGCAAAUGCAAAGAUGGCGCAUGCGUGGCGUGCCAUCAAUGCCGUGCUCCAGUACACGUUGAAUGUGCUCACCAAGAUGGUUAUCUGCUUGGAUUCGAAGUCACCCCAGUCAAAGGGUCACGGCGUGAUCAACACAACAUUGUGACCAUUAAUGGAGAGACAGGCUUCAUGUCUGCAGCAAUCUGGUGCAAAGAGCACUUCCCCGUCAAAACUGUGGUUCACAGCAUGCAUGAAAUAGUUGCCCAGCCAGAGUCGGAAGGUCCGGAGCCGGCGUUGCCUCUCAACGCCUUGCAGCUCUAUGUCCACAACUACAAACAAGCCGACCUUACACUCACCGGCACUGUGAGAAAGGCCAACUUGAUCACGCAAGCCUUGAAGAAUCCAGCUACCGCACCGGUCGCGAACACCAGCCGACGACAGUCAACCACCGUAGCGUCAUCACAGAGGGCCUCAUCCACGGAUCAUCAAGUCGACUCGGCCACUUCAGUUUCCCAGGAAGGCGAAAAAGUCUGCAUCACUUGCGGGAUCGACGUCAGCCUGAAAUGGUGGCCGAUCGGCAAAGAUCAGGAGAAGGCCCUCGUGAAUGGUCACAUGGACACUCUUGGGAGCGAGGCGCAGAAGUUUGUUGCCCAGCGCGGCUAUCGAUGCCAUAAGUGCAAGAAGACAAACCGACAACCAGCGCCUCACGUUCCGCCAUCGCAACCUGCAGCGCUGCCUGCGCCAAUGGACGUGGAGCCUCUCAUCGAGCCAACAAGAGCCACAUCUGCGCUGCACACCGCUCUUGCCAGCCCGCCUGCUCACGUUACGCAUGCUGUCAACAGGAUGUCAGAUCUCGGAAGCCCAUGGGCAAACAGACCUCCUGCGGUCCAGGCACCAGCGGCUCACGUCCCUCUGCCGCCAGUGGCUGCACCACCGAUUCAUAUGCCCACCGGGGGGCCUCCAUCGACCAUGCCUUUGGCCAUGCCUCAUCCAGGCCCGUCGCCCAUGAUUCCUCCAGCAAUGCCGAGUGCGCCUCAUCACCAGUACGGUCCGCCGAGCACAGCCUAUGGUGACUGGCACCGAAGCCCGCCAGCGCCACAGAUGAACGGACCACCGCUCUCGGGGUCCAUGCAGCACAACCACCUCCGUGACCUGCGCCCUCCACCGAUAGCUCCUAUGUCUCAUCACCCCGGUUCGUCCUUACACGGGCAGCCGCUGCUCAACGGGAUUCCGCAUUCUCCUCCACGACGUGCUCCACAGCCGCCAUUACCAGGCGGCCCAUCAUAUAUGUCGCCCUAUCACCAUCAUACACCAUCGUCAAUGCAUAGUCUGACAAGUGGCGGACCUCCUCCACCGCUUCGGCCAUCAGACCACUCCUUCUCGCAGGGGCUCCUCCCCCAGCGGGCUUCAUUCACAACACCGCACGCCAGUCCGCCACUUUCUCGCGACCCUCGGCCGUUGAGCCGUGACCCAAACCACAGCAACAGUUCAGUUCCACGACCAAACGACGGCCGGCCAGCAAGUGGCGCAAGCGCCAGCCCGUCACUGCGCAAUCUUUUGUCUUAAUUGCAUCUCAUCCCAUUUACUUUCACGCAAGCAGCGACUUUUAUCAGCACAAAGUAUUAACGACCUCAGUCUUGCAAGCCGCAUUGGCUCGUGUGUCAAUAAAAUUAUGGUGUUCAGAGGGAUUCAUUGUGGAUAAAAUUACAUUGGCGUGGGUGGGAGAACAUUGUGUAGAACUGAUCGCAUUUUCUGUGGCGCGGAGAUAGUUGAUACCGAUGAACAAGAUUCAUUCCAAUAAGUAAACUUUGUGGGAAAUGGUCAAUGC